CCUGAUCCCUGGCUUCUUUUAGACGGCGGAGGGGAGUACCAUCCUACAGAUGGUGAAGGAUUUACAUACCCGCGUGGAAGUGUUGUUGAAGCAGAAGAAGGAUAGGAAGCAGGAACUGCAGGCCCUGCAGGAACAGGAUAAGAACCUGUGUGACAUUCUGUGCGUGUCCCUCUUCAGCAUUGAUGACAGUGCCGUGCCCAGCCUGGACGAGCUGGACCGCUACCGACGGCACGUGGCCUCCCUCAGUGCUGAGAAGGAGCGAAGGCAAGAAGAAUUUGUCAGCAUCAAGCGGCAGGUCGUCCUCUGCAUGGCGGAGCUGGAGCACAGCCCUGACACCAGCUUCGAGCGGGACGUGGUGUGUGAGGACGAGGAGGCCUUCUGCUUGUCCACAGAUAACAUCGCUAACCUCCAGAGCCUGCUGCAGCAGCUGGAGGCACGGCGGGCGCUGAACGAAGCCACGUGCGCAGAGCUGCGCUCCAGAAUCACUGAGCUCUGGGAAAGGCUGCAGGUUCCUGAGGAGGAGAGACAGUCUUUUGCAGUGCACAUGACUGGAUCCAAAGCGAAAACCAGGGAAGCUUUGAAGCUGGAAGUAGACCGUCUGGAGGAGCUGAAGCUGCAGAACAUGAAGUCCGUGGUUCAGGCGAUCCGCGCAGAGCUGGCUGAAUUCUGGGACAAAUGCUUCUACAGCCAGGAGCAGAGGGACGCCUUCAGUCCCUAUUACGAUGAGGAUUAUACAGAGGCCUUGCUCCAGCUCCAUGAUAUUGAGGUGGGGAAGGUGAAAAGCUACUAUGAAACGCACAAGGAGCUGUUUGAGGCUGUUCAGAAAUGGGAGGAAAACUGGAAGCUGUUUCUGGAGCUGGAGAGGAAAACAGCUGACCCCAGCCGCUUCUCCAACCGCGGGGGGAGCCUACUGAAAGAAGAGAAGCAGCGAGCAAAACUGCAGAAGACUCUUUCCAAGCUGCAGGAGGAGCUGGAAAACAGGAUCCAGGCCUGGGAGCAGGAGCGUGAGGAGCCUUUCCUGGUGAAGGGACAGCAGUUCAUGGAGUAUGUGACAGAGCAGUGGCAGCUGUAUCGCAUGGAGAAAGAGAAGGAGAAACAAGAGCGGCACCUGAAGAAAAGCCGCCAGAUUGAGACAGAGAUGAUGUAUGGGAGCACCCCAAGGACUCCUAUCAAGCGUCGAGUGCUUGGCCCCCACACGCCUGGCAAAGUAAGGAAGCUCAAUGGCACUUCUCUCUCCACGGCCACUCCCAACAGCACCAUUCGUUCAGCUUUUGGGGCAACUCUCUUCCAUUCACCAACGUCUCGGCUGCCACCCUCUGGAGGGAAGCUUGGCCAGGCUCGGACCCCCAUCUGCAUGGCUGCGAAGCCCCCCCGGCCCGGACACAGGGAGCGGAACAAGGAGAACCUGUCACAGCUGAACGGAACCACCCUGAGCGGUGGGUGCAGCCCCGCAGCCCCUGCCCAGCGUAACCACAGCGUUAAUUCUGUUGCCAGCACCUAUUCUGAGUUUGCGCGUGAACUCUCAAAGGCCUCCAGGUGUGAUACCAGCUCCCGCAUCCUCAACUCCACCACCACCAAUGCCUUCUGCUGAACUGCUGCCUUGGGCUCCAGCUCUCUGUAGUCGUAGUGAGUCGCUGUUCUGGCAGCUCCUGGCCCCAGGGGCUGCUGCUCUCAGUUUUAGUGAGUACCCCUGCCAGCCCGGCUCUGCAGUGUGGGGGGGUUCCCACCUGUGAGGGCAGCAGCUGAAAGGGACGCUUUUAACAUUUUGUUUUUAUUUGGGAAACUCUUGCAAAUAUUUGUGAUUAAAGAUUUAAGAUUUGAAGACAGUCUGGGGGUAGUCUAGGAGUGGAUGCUGCAGCCCAGUGGGGUGGUGGUGCAAGGGCACAGGGCUUUAGCUGAGGUUUCCCUAGCACCCACACUGGGCUGCAGCCUGGUCCCAGCAUAUCGUCUCUCCUAGGAAGGCAGUGUGGGCAUCUGUGUCCUGCAGGUGCCCUGUGCUCCUGGAGCUCAGCACACUGCUUCCCUGCAUCCUCUGCCCUUCCUGAAACAUGCAGAGGUCAGAGCUGGAGGCACAGUCCCAGCAGCUACUUGAGCUGUGGUAGGACCAAAGCCAACAGCCGCCAGUGCUGCCCCUUCCCCUGUUCUGCUCCAGUUGCAUUCAGCAGUAGAACAUGCUGGGUGGUAGUUAGCACCUUUCUUAGCUCAGUCCUUGAUCAUGACUAAUUUGCACCUUGUUAUCACUACAGCCCCCCACCUGCUGUUACUUAUACCCGAAGUUCUGUCUCCUUACUCUGUAACUGUAUAUACUGUUCAUGAGAAUAAUGCAUACCUGUAUAUAUAGCCA
This is a messenger RNA of Meleagris gallopavo (turkey), 2344 nucleotides long. Lineage: Eukaryota; Metazoa; Chordata; Aves; Galliformes; Phasianidae. The record is from RefSeq and is a predicted model, not a curated record.